AUGGCGUCAACCGAGAUAGCAAGGCAAGCGGGUGAAGGUGCUCGUGCUGUCCCUCUGGCAGGCCAUGUCGGCUUUGACAGUAUGCCUGACCAGCUGGUCAACAAGUCUGUCAACCACGGAUUCUGCUUUAACAUCCUCUGUGUUGGCGAGACGGGUCUGGGGAAGUCCACCCUCAUGGACACGUUGUUCAACACCAAGUUUGAAGGCGAGCCCACUCAGCACAACCAGCCAGGAGUCACGCUCAAGUCCAACACCUACGAGCUCCAGGAGAGUAACGUGCGCCUCAAACUCACUGUCGUCAACACCGUGGGCUUUGGAGACCAGAUCAAUAAAGAGGACAGCUACAAGUCAAUCGUGGAGUUCAUUGAUGCCCAGUUUGAAGCAUAUCUACAAGAGGAGCUGAAAAUCAAGCGCACGCUACACAGCUACCACGACACCCGCAUCCACGCAUGCCUUUACUUUAUAGCUCCAACAGGACACUCGCUCAAAUCCCUGGACUUGGUGACCAUGAAGAAACUCGAUAGCAAGGUCAACAUUAUCCCAAUCGUUGCCAAGUCGGAUGCCAUCUCCAAGAGUGAGCUGGCCAAGUUCAAAAUCAAAAUCACCAGUGAGCUGGUCAGCAACGGAGUCCAGAUCUACCAGUUCCCCACUGAUGACGAGUCGGUGGCAGAGAUAAACUCCACCAUGAAUAGCCAUUUGCCAUUUGCCGUGGUGGGGAGCACAGAGGAAGUAAAGAUUGGGAACAAGAUGGUGAAGGCCCGGCAGUACCCCUGGGGAACAGUUCAGGUGGAGAAUGAGAAUCACUGCGAUUUCGUCAAACUGCGUGAAAUGCUCAUCAGAGUUAACAUGGAGGACCUGCGAGAGCAGACUCACACGCGUCAUUAUGAGCUCUACCGCCGAUGCAAACUCGAGGAGAUGGGCUUUAAAGACACAGACCCUGACAGCAAGCCCUUCAGUCUGCAGGAGACGUACGAAGCAAAGAGGAACGAGUUCAUGGGUGAGCUGCAGAAGAAAGAAGAGGAAAUGAGGCAAAUGUUCGUCCAAAGAGUCAAAGAGAAGGAGGCCGAGCUCAAAGAAGCAGAGAAAGAGCUGCACGAGAAGUUCGACCGUCUGAAGAAGCUCCACCAGGAUGAGAAAAAGAAACUGGAGGAGAAGAAGAAGUCCCUGGAUGAUGAGCUCAACAUGUUCAAACAGAAAAAGACUGCUGCAGAGCUCUUGCAGAACCAAGCCCAGCAGGCAGGGGGCUCCACCACACUCAAGAGGGACAAAGAGAGGAAAAACUGAUGUGACGCCGUGCCUGUUAGAAAAGGAAGAAGACACUUGCACUGAGAAGCUUAGGAUUCCUGUAGAAAAAGUGCUCCCUUGUGGCCAUCCUGCUGUGAAUGAGUUUCCACCCCAUCAUCCUUUUUACAGUACCCCUUCCCCACCCUCACCUUCACCCAACCCCCAUAAUUCAACCCUCCACAUGCCCCUCCCUGCUCUCUGGAAGACGCUGGGCAUUGCUAUCAGUUUGACAUCACUUUUUUUUUUUUUUGCUGAAUGAUGCUUGUCUGUUAUAUGAUUUGUACAAGCAAUUAUUCGGCUUGUCUUUUUAUAUGAAUUUACAAAAUAAUGCAUUCCAUGUUUGUUUUGUAUUCAGUGCUUAAUUGCAUGACGGAGUGAGCUUUUUUGAAUAUUAACAUACAUGACUACUGUUGUGAUGGGCAGAAAUGUGUUGAGGGUAAAGUGAAACACGCAUCAGACAGUGGGACUUGAGGAUGUUUGUGUGGUCUGCAGUAGAUUACAGAGAAGACAGAAUUAAGACAUCUGAGGAUUGGAUUAAGUAAAUGUUGAUCCAUCUUCAGAUUAAAGAACAGCAAUCGGCUUUGUCUGUUUCAAUGUUACAAACUAUUCAGUAGCUGUUUCUGAAAUAUCUACUUACCUUGACAAUGUUAACAACAACGUACUUGUUAGUAAUUAGUCAUGAGCUUGGGCUCGGGGUAGGGAUAAUUAUAAUCCUUAAGAUUUCAGUCCUGGUUUAUUUUAGCAACACCCGCAGGUGCCAACUUCAAAGAACUAGCGGCAACGAAAGCCGACUGCUGCAUCACCUGUGUCUCGGCCAAAAUAUUCCACAUAAACACGACGCAAAGACGACCAGCCUGAAUGUUCUGCACUUGCGUGAGAGGAAAUAACUCUUUAUACCAGCAGAUGGGAAAAAGGGAAGGGAAACUGGAAGGCUAUCUCAAUGCUAGUUAGCCAGUUAGCACAUUAACAACACAAUCCAGUGUUGAAAGAACUGAGUAUAUUUACUGUACGCCAGUGAACAAUAACACAAACCUUCAUGAAACGUGUCUGCUAAAAAGCUCAAUGGCUAAAGUAAACUAAAUGUAACAUGUUUGGUUUGGUUUGACUCCCUCUUGACUUUAGCUGUUUGUUUACUUUCUUCACUUCCGUUUCUCUUCUCGUGCACUGAGCUGAACUGCCAAUCAGAGUGAUUUCAUUCGCCGACGGACUCUGCUGUCUAUGACGCCGGUUCAACAUGCUGAAUCGGCUAAAACAAAGCCAAGGGGGGCUGAUGAAGGGGCAAUGGUGUGGGACGUACCGCAAAAACUAGGGCAAAAGACGCUCACUGACAGACCAACAACGACUGACGGCCAACUAUCGGCUUGGUGUGUCAGGGCCUUGCUUAGCAGCUGCUUUGUCAGAAAUACAACAGACUAGCAACUGGUGUAUGUUUACAGCCAAGACAAAAGAAACUCACACUGUCAGCCAAACACUUUUUUAGUAGUGUGAUAAGUAUACACACAGUGCGAGUUACUCAGUUUACCUUAAUUUGUCAAACGGUGCUAAUAAAUGACAGUGGUCUUCUUUUGUAGACACAUUUUUGAUCAGCCGUCUUUGUUAGCGCUCAUCGUAGUGACGAGUACAUUGCAUUUCCUGUGACUGCACCUGUAUGGAAACUCUGGCGCCUUUUUCCGCUUUUGCCCUCACAUACAAUUUUAGUAGUGUUUUAUAAACGAGAGCCCUGAUUUAGCUGUGUGAGAGGGAACAGUAAACAGUGAGUCUGAUAUUGUUGAUUUUUAAUGACAGUAACACUGGAUAACACACAUCUUUUCCCCAUAAUCCCUUGUCCAUCUAAGGGCAAAAUGAAUCCACCUCAGGAAUGGCGGACCCCGCCACCAACAGUGUAGACUAUUAUUACAGAAUGUAGAUGCAUUCAAUGACUAUUUCAGGAAAAAAUGCAGACCAUAAAUAAGAUCAAAAAGGAGAUUUUAUUUUUUAAUGAAAAUCUGAAAAACAGCUUUAAAGGUCCUACUGGUUAUCACCUCUGCCGUGUAUGUACCAGACUUCCAAAACAGUAUGAAUUUAUUUAAUCUGUUUAGUAUUUUUGUCCCUCUGCUGAUGCUGUUUCACUUUAUCCAGAUGCAUGAGUAGUUGUGAGCCUAAUCUCUUUGCCACUUCUCCCAUACCUCGUUCAUUGUCAUGUGUCAUGUGCAUACCUGUAUUAGCUUUCACAUUUGCACUUUUUUUUUAUACACAAAUGUGAUGUUUUUUAAGUAUAUAUAUAUAUAUAUAUAUGUAUUAAUGUUGUCAGUGCAAUUGUAACUUUCUUUUUUAUUUUACUUAUUAUGAAGGCACAUUUGAAAGUCAGUCACCAUCAUGUCCGUUGUCCUGCAGGGACCGGUGUUGUUUUGUAUCAAUGUUAAACAUAAAAGAAUUAUUAUCUCAAAAGAAAAUAAAGGCCAAUUUUUCACCAAAUAUUA
Epinephelus lanceolatus (giant grouper) is the source of this 3743-nucleotide messenger RNA. RefSeq names its product septin 6 (gene septin6). Lineage: Eukaryota; Metazoa; Chordata; Actinopteri; Perciformes; Serranidae. Gene Ontology annotation, molecular function: GTP binding. The record is from RefSeq and is a predicted model, not a curated record.